AUGAAAUCACCAGCCAAGAAAGCGAUGGAUGACCUCAAAGAGUAUAUGGUGCAGAUGCGACACGAUGCUGUAGAAGGGAUCCAGGACGGCUUGAGAACCUGCAUAGAAUCCUGCGUCGAUCGCAUCUGCGAAGAAUAUGACGUCAUUGAUAAGCAGACACGAAAGCCAGUAGAACUGAAAGGCUUUGAUCUCACGGAAACUAUCAGAGAUAGUGAGUGGUAUCAACACGGAAUAAUCGAGCUCCUCAUACGAAACGAAGAUGAUGCUCUCGAACAGAUGACCUGGAUCGCAAAACUUGAGGAUGCCGCGCCUACCGAUGAAACCACUACAGACCUUCCAAGAAACACGACAUUGCCUACUUACCCUCCAGUUGGACGCGACCAGUACAUCCAGGGCAUUGAGCAGCUCAGAAAUGCAACCCUCACGCAACAGACGAUACUUCACAAAGCCUUCCAAUGCCUCCAGAUGAUACCUGAUGUGGUGAACUACGGGACUGCGGCACAUGAAGCUCACGAUAUCGCGAUGCUGAAGCAGUUUAUGCAUACUCAGUGGGUAGCCGAGAUGAGAAAGGCUCAUCAUAUGUACACUCUGUUGAUGAGAGGUCAUGGACGUGGAAUGGGCGAUCAAGCUGCGGGUGCACUGGAACAAUGA
This is a messenger RNA of Ascochyta rabiei, 651 nucleotides long. RefSeq lists its product as uncharacterized. The transcript has a single exon. NCBI's taxonomy places the organism in Eukaryota, Fungi, Ascomycota, Dothideomycetes, Pleosporales, Didymellaceae. The record is from RefSeq and is a predicted model, not a curated record. The coding region runs from base 1 to 651 and encodes 216 amino acids.